Manihot esculenta (cassava) is the source of this 1875-nucleotide messenger RNA. RefSeq lists its product as uncharacterized. Gene Ontology annotation, cellular component: endoplasmic reticulum; endoplasmic reticulum membrane. NCBI's taxonomy places the organism in Eukaryota, Viridiplantae, Streptophyta, Magnoliopsida, Malpighiales, Euphorbiaceae. The record is from RefSeq and is a predicted model, not a curated record. The transcript has 5 exons. Gene Ontology annotation, biological process: post-translational protein targeting to membrane, translocation. The coding region runs from base 57 to 1124 and encodes 355 amino acids.
UGAAAAAAAGGCAGAAAUAUCAUAGCAAAGGGAGAGUGAGUGAGCGAGACGAAGAGAUGAAGAAACCAGGAGGGGCAGAAAAGAAAAGGGUGCGAAGAUCAUCAGGAGCUGUACACAACGGCGCCCGAGAUCCUAAUUCCGUUACCCUUCCUAGGAAACAAUCCGCAAAGAAGGAUGUGUUUCAGUUGUUUGCUGAGAAGGUGAGAGACCACAAAGAUUUGGUUUCUCGUUGGGCUGUUUUGCAGGAGACACGUGUUGAAUAUUUUAGAGGGAAGGAUUUUGUAAGUUUCCUGAAAAAUCAUCCAGAGCUCAAAGAUAUAUUGGAAUCAAAUAAAAGUUUAGAGGUUGAAGAGAUUGCUAAUACUUUGUUAAGAAAGCAUCUUCUAGUGCGAUGUGAUCGUGUGGUGAAAACAGCUCGUCCAGGGAAGAAAAAGGUCUGGCCAGCUCAUUUAGAGAUUUUCCCUGAUCAAGUAUUCUCAGAAAAUGAUGCCUUUUUUGCAUGGACAUUUGUGAAACGGCAACCACUGUGGCAGACACUUCUCUCAUUUUUUUGGCCAGUGUUGACUUUAGCAAUUUGCCUGUUUCCUGUAUACCCCCAUCGGUGCAAGCUUCUGAUUCUCUACUCAUGUGCAGGGGUCCUUUUACUUAUUCUCUCCCUGCUUUUAUUAAGAGCCACAAUAUUUGGUGUUCUAUAUAUCAUUCUUGGAAAGCGUGUUUGGUUCUUCCCCAACAUCCUUGCUGAAGAGGCCACAUUAGGAGAACUAUUCCGUUUCUGUCCUAAAAAAGAUGAGGAGGAACGACCCAAGUGGACGGCAAGGCUUUUCUAUGCAGUAGUAGCUGUGAUGGUCAUAUUACUGUUGAGACAUCAUGCCCCUGAUGAGGCAGCUAGAGCAAGGUAUCAAAAACGAAUGUCCAACAUCAUCGAUGAUGUUCUUGAGUGGUCUCCAGGGCUUGCGCUGUCUGGGAUGAUGGAGAAACAGCAAACUGUGGUUAACGCCACAGAGCCCAACAACAGUUUUGCGGAUGGGAGCAAGACAAAUUCAGAGCAUUUGAAUCCAUCCUGGGAUGAGGUACUCGGAAACAUAGAGGACAUGCAUCAACCGCAGCAUCAAGAUCAUAUAUAAAAAAGAUAGGGGGAAAAAGAUCGGACAAUGCAAUACUGAGCAGAAGAUAGAUGCACUGAUAAAAGAGAUGGGGUUGAGGUGUAAAAGAUCAACCAGAUGUACUUACUGCUAGAUUAAACCCUACCCAUGAGUACCAUACAUGAUCCUCAACACCUCACAACAAGUGCUAGACAUAAAGUUUGAUCUGUAACCAGUAAAGAUGUCCCUACAUAUGAAUGAGACAGUUCCUAAGUGAAACAGUGGUCUCAUUUACCACUUAGAUGGUGGUUCAUCUUCUCUUGUGAGCCUAUCUCAUUUCAAGAUUGAGGACAGCAAAUAAUUGAACUGCGUUCCACUUGCCUUGAAAGCAAGAGUCCCUUUUUUUUUAAGUCGAAGAAAAGAAUAGUCCUCACUUGGCUCGAUUGUUGCCAUUUGCUAAGAAUACUUGAUAGUGGUUGUUUUUUUCAGAAUUGCUAAAGCCGGACUUCUGCAACAUGACAUAUCCUAAUAAAGAAGUGUGCACUAGGUCCGAUAAGAACAACUAUCCACAAGGGCUAAUUUUUUAAUGUCUAUGUUAAGCCUAUUAGUUAAUUUUAAUUUUAAUUGACAUAAUGCAGAAUGUAUUACUUCAUCAUUUAGAAUGUAUUACUUCAUCAUUUAUAAGUUAUCACCACAAGAGUGGGUUCCAUGAAGACAAUGGGAGAUUCAGAGUCAAGGGUCUAGUAAUAUCUGUCAACAUCUAGGACCAUUCAUAUCGAACAUGACAACCGGC